AGCCACCACCAACACAUCACAACUGAAACCUACUCCAACACUGCCCUUGAAAACAUGGCUCCAACCACACGGAGGCAGCAGAAGCAACGUCAGAGCACGGCAAACGAACCUGUUGCGGCUGCCGCAACCAAUUGCGCCAAAAGCGACGGGAAAGUCUCCGGAAAGGCAAAGCCGAAGGGCCACAAGAGAUUCGAUAGCGAGGACGAGGACGAGGAGGAGGAUAUUACAGUGGGCGGCGGUGUAGCGCUCAAUGAGGAAAAAGAGGCGGAAAACGAAGACAGCGAGGAAGCGGAGGAUGAGGACGACUCCGACGAUGAUGCGCCAGAGGCUGUGACCAUGGGCUCGGGACGAGAGGCGGCGAAAAAGAGGGAGGAAGAUGCCAAAAAGGCGAUCGAAGUCCAGGAAAAGGCCGCCCGACAGAAGCGGAAACAGCGGGAAACACUCCUCAAAGAGCAGAAAAAAUCGGCAGCAAAGCGACGAAAAGUAGCACCUGCAAAGACCGUCGAGGCAGUUCCCGAGCCCGCUGUCGAAGAGAAGGAGGACGAGGAGAAGACCCCCGACAACGGCGACGAAACCCCCGCGGACCAACAACUCACCACCACGUCAAAGAACAAAGGCCCAACACUCCUCCCCGCGUCACUCCUGGAAAAGGUAGCCGACCGCCCAUCUCCCCCGCCGCGGACGCAUAAACGCGCCGGCGACUUCGGCUUUGACGACGAGGGCGAUUCUGAAGAUGGCUUGGAUUUUGAUGAUUUUGAGGGCGACGGCAUGAUGGUUGACGAGGAGCUCUCGUCAGGAAAGACAGAAAGGAAUAGGAGGAAACGAGCGGCCAGGAAGGCGAAAAUGGAGUUCAAGAAGGGCCCCGUGAGUGUCAAGGUUUUGCAGGAUGACAAGAAAGCGCGCAAAAUCAUGAUGCCGCCAGCGAACAAGAGGGUGGUUAACACAAAGAGUACCUGGCUAAGUGGAAGAGGAACUGUUAAGCGGCGGAGCAUUGGCAGUGUUGGGGGUGCUUUUGCGAAAUAAUGUGGGACUCCAGCUUGAGGGGUCAUUUGGGAGUUCUUGGUGUGUUGGUAGACGCGAAUUCUUGAUAUCAUGGUUGACACUCGAUUGCCUAGUUGCUCGGAUAUGGAGGGCACCCGAUGACUUGGUCUUCUGAGGUGUUGAUGCUUCUGGAACAGGAGGGCGGUAGCAGCGAUCAGUUGGCAGUUUGGCAAUAGCUUGUAGCUACAUAGUACGAUUGAGUGAGGCCAUUGAAUAGCACUGCCUGGUUUUGCGGCAUUUUGCACGCCACCCCGCUUUGAUCGGUCUUUGGGAGAG
Messenger RNA from Tricharina praecox, 1317 nucleotides. RefSeq lists its product as uncharacterized. NCBI's taxonomy places the organism in Eukaryota, Fungi, Ascomycota, Pezizomycetes, Pezizales, Pyronemataceae. The transcript has 2 exons. Gene Ontology annotation, biological process: rRNA processing. Gene Ontology annotation, molecular function: snoRNA binding. The record is from RefSeq and is a predicted model, not a curated record. The coding region runs from base 55 to 1023 and encodes 322 amino acids.